CAGCAGAGACAAGCCAUGUUAGAGGAUCUGAGUCAAGGAGGAGGGCCCAACCAUGAGAAGAGGAAGAUGGAGACCACAGCCCAGAACCCUGGGGAGGAGAGCAAGCUUGGUGAGGUUGUGGGGCUGCAGAAGCAGAUCUGUGACCUUGGGACAGAGCUCACAAGACAAUCAUCUUGGUGGUGUGUAGCUCACAAAGACCUCCAAAGCCAGAUCGACGCCCUGAUAAAGGAGAACCAGGAGAUCCGUGCAGAACUGAAGACCUUGAAGAAGCAGGAUGCGGAGGCCGCCAAAGCCUGUACAGGCUCGCCAGCCCCCACAAGAGCAAGCAACACUAUGCCCGUGUACAUUAGGAUAGAGGGAAUAGAUUCCGAGAGGACGACAUCAUGGGAUGAAAGGGAUGACGUGCCUUCUGGAAGUCCUCAGAACGGAAGUACAAUGGCCACCGGAGGAACAGACUCCCUGGACGAAAGACUGUCUUUUACAUCUUUAGAUGAAAAGGUUAUACACAUGUCUUCUAAAUUUCUGCGAAGAGGCUUCAGCAGAAGGUCACCAGAACCACUUUCUGACAGCACAUUCCUGGACACAGAGUCACUGGCUGAUAUCUGGUCCUCCAAUGCAGACACUUCGGAAGGUGAGCUUCUCCUGCAGGCUCGAGCAAGCAGGGCCCUCCCUUGCUUUUCCCCAAAUGCACUGUGGCUGCAGAAUCUUCCAACAAAGUCAAGAGCUCCUAAAGAAGUACCACAAACCUCAGAUACUACGAAGGAUGAUGAGACACUCGAAAAGCGACACCCAAACGGCAAGAUUUAUUAUUAUGCGGACGCUCAGACAACACACACGACCUAUCCAGAUGGGUUGGAAGUUGUGCAGUUUCCCAACAAGUGGACCGAAAAAUUCUACCCAGACGGCUCCAAGGAAACUGUGUUUCCUGAUGGGACAGUGAAACAGCUCAAGGAUGGAUGUGAGAAGACCGUGUUCCCCGAUGGGACAUUUGUGACAGUGAAAAGGAACGGAGACAAAACCAUCAUGUUCAGCAACGGACAAAAAGAAAUCCACACAGCCAGGUUCAAGCGGAGGGAAUUCCCAGAUGGCACCACCAAGACUGUGUAUUGCAAUGGCUGCCAGGAGACCAAAUACGCCUCAGGGAGGGUCAGGGUCAAAGACGAGACGGGAACUGUCAUCCUGGACUGGAAGUAGUGCCUCCAACAGACUCAAUGCCAGGCAGCAGGCUCCGAUUUCCAAAUAUAGUUUUGACCAAAACAGACAAAGCAACUCUCAUCAAUAGAUUUCCCCCUGACAAUCCUGGAGAUCACGUACACAUGAGGAGUAACGAGGCAUUCAAAAGUUGUAAAGAAAGAGACCAUGUAGCCGCCAUCUUGGGAGAGGGGUUCAGAGGAAGCAGUAGCCAGAAAGGCUACAAGGCCCCGGACACAGCUGCCAUGGCCUUGUUCAGACCGUGCCUUCUGCCAGAGUCUGGCCCUGGAGCAGAGGGUACGAGGGAAGCAGCAUAAUCACUGCCAGCUAACUCCUGGGAGCAGCCAUUAGCAACGGCCAGCUCCACGUUUUUCUUGGCCAACGCCUGCCUGCGUCUACUUCUACCCCCUCUUUAGAGUCCUCCUAAGUGGGAUCCAGGGGGAUGGAUCUUCACUGGUGCCUGAUGUAUGAAUAGACAUGAUUUAACCAUCCUCAAGUGUCUAGACAGAACCUCAUGUGGUAUUCUAUCCCGUAAAUUCACAUAAUUAUGAUCUGUCAAUCCACAAGGACAUGAGUAAAAAGCACAGAAACAUAGUGGGCGACACCCCCUCCCUGUUCCCUGUGAGUCUGUCUGCUGUCCCUCAUUUCCUGGGAGCGCUCUGCCAUGCUGUAGGAGAGAUCCCUCCCUAGCCACUUACUAGGCAGCUGCCAAUCUCAAUCAG
This is a messenger RNA of Apodemus sylvaticus (European woodmouse), 1913 nucleotides long. Its product is annotated as centromere protein J-like. Gene Ontology annotation, biological process: centriole elongation; cilium assembly. Gene Ontology annotation, molecular function: tubulin binding. Lineage: Eukaryota; Metazoa; Chordata; Mammalia; Rodentia; Muridae. The transcript has 9 exons. Bases 16 to 1194 code for a protein of 392 amino acids. Gene Ontology annotation, cellular component: centrosome; centriole; nucleus. The record is from RefSeq and is a predicted model, not a curated record.